AUGGAAAGCGGGUCAGGGGACAAGCCUGCUGGGGCAAGGGCCGCUGAGGCGGAGCUCGGGUUCGAGUCUGAUGAGACGCCGGCGGGGCUGCGCGAGGCGGUGCGCGCUUUGCGCGCGGACGUGGCGCGCUUCCAACGCGGUGUGGAGCUGCGAGUGGCCGAGGCGCUGGGUCUGGCUGGGCCCCUGGCGCGCACUGUGGCGGAGCUGGAGAGCGAACACGAGCGGCUGCGGGCCCACCUGGGGCGACUGGCGCGCCACGUGGAGGCGCUGGCGCGCGCCACCGGCCUGUCCCUGGGCGGCGGACCCGAGCUUGGGGCCGAGCCGGCGUCCCUGGGUCCCCGUGGGCCCCCGCGCUUUGCCAGCCACGCCGUGUUCUCGUUGUCAGGCCGUGGCCAGAGCCUGGAUCAGGAAGAAUGGGCUGAUUCAGAGGUAAAGAGAGUCUCCAGUGCCUCAGUUGUGGAGAACGGGCAUCAGGUGGUGGCUGAGGCCCCUGAGCCCCUUGAGCCCCACCCCCCAAGCCUGUCUCUUUGCAUGCCCCACCAGCCUGUCACUGCCGUCACCCGGGGCCCAGAGAAGAUUUCAGGGGAAGUUGUAUCCCCAAGCCUGACCUGCUCUGGGGCCCCCAUGGCCAGCCAGGGGCACAGCACAAGCCCCAGUGAGCCAGUGAAGACCUCAGGCCAGCCAGAGAAGAGCCUCAGGGUCACCAGGUCCUCCUCUGUCACCAGCUUUGGGAUGACCAGUGUCUUCGUCAACAAUGAAAGCUUCCAGCAGGCGACCACUCCCAAAUCGCCAUCCCCACCACUGCCAGCGGUCAGCCAUCGGCAGGGGGAGCGUCGCAGGGAGCUGGUGAGAUCCCAGACACUGCCACGGACCUCUGGGGCUCAGGCCCGCAAAGCGCUCUUGGAGAAAUGGGAACAAGAUGCUGGCAAGGGCCGAGGCGAGUCACGGGCCAAGCUCAAACGCUCACAGAGCUUUGGUGUGGCCAGUGCAAGCAGCAUCAAGCAGAUUCUUUUGGAAUGGUGCCGCUCGAAGACCAUUGGGUACCAGCACGUGGACCUCCAAAACUUCUCCUCCAGCUGGAGCGAUGGCAUGGCCUUCUGCGCCCUUGUCCACUCCUUCUUCCCAGAAGCCUUUGACUAUAACUCCUUGAACCCCAGUGAGCGGAAGAAGAACUUUGAGCUGGCCUUCACCAUGGCCGAGAACCUGGCUCAGUGUGAGCGCCUCAUCGAGGUGGAUGACAUGAUGGUGAUGGGCCGCAAGCCGGACCCCAUGUGUGUCUUCACGUAUGUGCAGUCCCUGUACAACCACCUGCGGCGCUUUGAGUGACAUCCCGGGCCUGCAUCCCCGGGGCCGCCCCAGAAGAGGCUGCAGCCCCUCAAGGUCAGUCCCUCCCAGGUGGGGACGACGAUGGUGGCGGCGCUCCUGACCUGGAGCAGGAGAAGAAAGGAUGCCAACAUUGGUGCUAUGAGAUCACCCCCUUCCCUGGGAGGGAACAGAAUGGGAAAGGCUGAAGUGGCCAUUGUCUUCUCAGGGCGCAUUUAGUACCACAUGCCUUUAUGGAAUCAUGCAGUGUGCCCCAAGAUGUGGGACCCCUCCCCUGAGUGCCCCAGGUUUCGGGGCCUGCUGUGACCUCAGUUCCAAGGCCCCCUCCCCUGAGUGCCCAAGAUGUGGCUGGGCUGCCCUCCCUGGGGGCCACGGGUGGGCGGGCUGGUCUCUUUUUAGAGGGCUGCCACAGCUGUUAAUGAUAUAAGGUGACCUGUGUCUCUCUGUCCAUAAAAGAUGUGCCCCCAGGCUC
This is a messenger RNA of Trichosurus vulpecula (common brushtail), 1795 nucleotides long. It is a transcript of the gene SMTNL2, whose product is annotated as smoothelin like 2. The transcript is spliced from 8 exons. Gene Ontology annotation, molecular function: tropomyosin binding; protein phosphatase 1 binding. Gene Ontology annotation, cellular component: I band; filamentous actin; microtubule organizing center. Bases 1 to 1326 code for a protein of 441 amino acids. Gene Ontology annotation, biological process: actin cytoskeleton organization; positive regulation of vasoconstriction. Lineage: Eukaryota; Metazoa; Chordata; Mammalia; Diprotodontia; Phalangeridae. The record is from RefSeq and is a predicted model, not a curated record.